Molecule: messenger RNA, 2010 nt
Organism: Acomys russatus (golden spiny mouse)
Lineage: Eukaryota; Metazoa; Chordata; Mammalia; Rodentia; Muridae
Gene: Vps33a
Product: VPS33A core subunit of CORVET and HOPS complexes
Exons: 13
Coding region: 25-1818 (597 amino acids)
Biological process (GO): vesicle-mediated transport; intracellular protein transport
Cellular component (GO): lysosome; CORVET complex
Source: RefSeq, a predicted model, not a curated record
GGGAAACGCCGGUGGCGGGGCAAGAUGGCCGCGCACCUGUCGUACGGGCGAGUGAACCUGAACGUGUUGCGCGAGGCGGUGCGUCGCGAGCUGCGCGAGUUUCUGGACAAGUGCGCUGGGAGCAAGGCAAUAGUAUGGGAUGAAUACUUAACAGGACCGUUUGGACUGAUUGCACAGUAUUCACUACUCAAGGAGCAUGAAGUGGAAAAAAUGUUCACUCUUAAAGGAGGCCGUUUGCCAGCCGCUGAUGUCAAGAAUAUCAUUUUUUUGGUCAGACCCAGGCUAGAGUUGAUGGACAUAAUUGCUGAGAAUGUGCGCAGUGAGGACAGACGUGGCCCUACCAGGGAUUUCCACAUUUUGUUUGUGCCACGCCGGAGCUUGUUGUGUGAGCAACGGUUGAAGGACCUGGGUGUUUUAGGAUCCUUCAUUUAUCAAGAGGAAUACAGUUUAGACCUCAUUCCAUUUGAUGGGGACCUCUUAUCCAUGGAAUCAGAGGGCGCGUUCAGAGAGUGCUACCUGGAAGGUGACCAGACAAGCCUGUACCACGCAGCUAAGGGACUGAUGACCCUGCAGGCACUGUACGGUACAAUUCCCCAGAUCUUUGGGAAGGGAGAAUGUGCUCGGCAAGUGGCCAACAUGAUGGUCAGGAUGAAGAGGGAGUUCACAGGAAGCCAGAACUCCGUGUUCCCCGUGUUUGACAACCUCCUGCUGCUUGACCGCAACGUGGAUCUGCUGACGCCGCUGGCCACCCAGCUCACAUACGAAGGGCUCAUCGAUGAGAUUUACGGCAUUCAGAACAGUUAUGUGAAGUUACCGCCAGAGAAAUUUGCACCCAAGAAGCAGGGUGCCGGGGGCGGAAAGGACCUUCCCACGGAGGCAAAGAAGCUUCAGCUAAACUCCGCAGAGGAGCUCUAUGCCGAGAUCCGAGACAAGAACUUCAACGCCGUGGGCUCUGUGCUCAGCAAGAAGGCGAAGAUCAUCUCUGCUGCCUUUGAGGAGCGGCACAACGCCAAGACGGUCGGGGAGAUUAAGCAGUUCGUUUCCCAGCUACCGCACAUGCAGGCAGCCCGGGGAUCUCUGGCCAACCACACCUCAAUCGCAGAGUUAAUCAAAGAUGUCACCACUUCUGAAGACUUCUUUGAUAAGCUAACCGUGGAGCAGGAGUUCAUGUCCGGGAUAGACACUGAUAAGGUCAACAAUUACAUUGAGGACUGUAUUGCCCAAAAGCACCCUCUCAUCAAGGUGUUGAGACUGGUCUGCCUCCAGUCUGUAUGCAACAGUGGGCUCAAGCAGAAGGUUCUGGACUACUACAAAAGGGAGGUUCUCCAGACCUACGGCUAUGAGCACAUACUGACCUUGAACAACCUGGAGAAGGCGGGCCUGCUAAAGGCGCAGACCGGGGCCAGAAACAACUACCCAACCAUCCGGAAGACCUUACGCCUCUGGAUGGACGACGUCAAUGAACAAAACCCUACAGACAUAUCCUACGUGUACAGUGGCUAUGCGCCGCUCAGUGUGCGACUGGCUCAGCUCCUUUCCCGGCCGGGUUGGCGGAGCAUCGAGGAGGUUCUGCGCAUUCUCCCGGGGCCCCACUUUGAAGAGCGGCAGCCUCUGCCCACUGGGCUGCAGAAGAAACGCCAGCCAGGAGAAAACAGAGUGACGCUGAUAUUUUUCCUCGGGGGCGUUACCUUUGCUGAAAUAGCCGCCCUGCGCUUUCUCUCCCAGCUGGAAGAUGGGGGCACUGAGUAUGUCAUCGCCACCACUAAACUGCUGAACGGCAGCAGCUGGAUUGAGGCUCUAAUGGAGAAGCCUUUGUAGGCCACUCAGAGGACACGGGACAGGUCAUCAAGGAUGAGACUCUGAACAAGUCCCCGAGAUGAUGGAAAGCCCAGAAGCAGGACAGAAGCCGCAGGCUCAGCCACUGCUGCUCCCUCCUUCCUGCUCCUCUCUGUGCUCCUACAGCCUUAAGAAAGAAGGGUCAGCGUGGGUAAAGAGACACUGAGCUGGGCG